CUGGAAUCGUAGCGCUUUCCAUUGUUGGGUUUGUUUUAUGGUACAUUAGGAAGCCAAGGAGAAGGGAUUCUGGGCGUGGAGGUUUCAUUAUGCCGUCUUCUCUGGGCUCCUCGCCUAAGUCAGAAUCAUCCCUUAUGAAGGUCCAUUCCACACCUCACCAAGACAGACAAGCCAGUGGCAGUGGCAGUGGUGCUUCAAAGGAUCUUGGUGGGUUAGGCAAUUCAAGGGCAUUGUUUACAUAUGAAGAACUCUUCAGAGCAACAAAUGCAUUUUCUGCUCAGAAUCUUUUAGGAGAAGGUGGAUUUGGUUCUGUUUAUAAAGGAUGUCUACCAGAUGGAAGAGAGGUUGCAGUGAAGGAACUAAAGGUUGGUGGUAGUCAGGGUGAGCAGGAAUUCAAAGCUGAGGUCGAGAUAAUCGGUCGUGUUCACCACCGCCAUUUAGUUUCUCUAGUUGGCUACUGCAUUUUAGAACACCAAAGGUUGCUGGUGUAUGAUUAUGUCCCUAACAAUUCCCUUUACUACCAUCUCCAUCUUAAAGGUGAGGGUGAGCCUGUUCUAGAUUGGGAAAAACGCAUCAAGAUUGCAGCUGGUGCAGCCCGUGGAAUAGCUUACCUUCAUGAAGACUGCCAUCCUCGAAUUAUCCACCGGGAUAUAAAAUCUUCAAACAUUCUUCUAGAUGAAAAUUUUGAAGCUCGGGUUUCAGACUUUGGGCUAGCUAAAUUAGCUCUCGACGCACAAACUCAUAUAACCACCCGUGUCGUAGGAACUUUCGGAUAUGUUGCCCCUGAAUAUGCAUCAAGUGGAAAAUUAACUGAGAGAUCGGAUGUAUAUUCUUUUGGAGUCGUGCUUCUUGAGCUGAUUACUGGUCGAAAGGCUGUGGAUGCAUCCCAGCCGAUGGGGGAUGAGAGCCUUGUCGAAUGGGCUCGGCCUUUACUAAACCAUGCACUCGACAGCCAAGAUUUCGAGCGAUUGGUGGACCCGAGGCUUGAAAGGAAAUAUGUUGAGAGUGAAGUGCUGAGGAUGAUAGGAAUAGCUGCAGCUUGCGUGCGGCAUGCAUCUGCCAAGAGACCGCAGAUGGGACAGGUCGUGUUUCUGUUAUCAAUUCAUAAUACAAAUAUGAAAACCCAAAACCCUCCCUUGUUGCAUCUUGUUAACAGAAUUGUUCUCAUUCUCAGGUUGUUAGAACUUUUGAUAGUUUAGCCACUGUAGAUUUAAGUAAUGGGAUGAGGUUCGGGGAGAGUCGAGCUUUCGACUCUGCUCAACAAUCUGCAGAGAUUAGAUUUUUCC
Molecule: messenger RNA, 1286 nt
Organism: Momordica charantia (bitter melon)
Lineage: Eukaryota; Viridiplantae; Streptophyta; Magnoliopsida; Cucurbitales; Cucurbitaceae
Source: RefSeq, a predicted model, not a curated record